Molecule: messenger RNA, 2453 nt
Organism: Lytechinus variegatus (green sea urchin)
Lineage: Eukaryota; Metazoa; Echinodermata; Echinoidea; Temnopleuroida; Toxopneustidae
Product: protein ABHD13-like
Exons: 8
Coding region: 255-1517 (420 amino acids)
Cellular component (GO): membrane
Molecular function (GO): palmitoyl-(protein) hydrolase activity
Source: RefSeq, a predicted model, not a curated record
AGGAUUUCCGUGGACAGCGAUUGGAGUUGGACGAUCAAUAACAAGUUUCCUUGGACAUGUUGGUUGUUAAUUGUCGUUGAUCAGCAGCUUCCUCCGUUUUCGUUUUAAUUUUUGUGCAGGAACAGUUUCAAUAGAAUUGUACUUGAGCAGAGGCAAUCAUUGUGGAUUUAACUGGCAUCUUUCGACAUCCCAGCGUUCAAAUCUAUUAAAAGAGGCCAUGAUAAGAAAGAGACCACAGAACUUGGCUGUGCAUUAUGACUGAGAAUGAUGGAGGCAGGUAUGAAGAAGUAGAAAUCAACGGUAGCGAGGAUCCCACCAGUACUCUGCUGGAAGAUACUCAGACCGAAGCCAACGGCAACACCACCACGCAUCAACCAGUGGCAUCGUCAAGACGCUCUAGUGCAAUGUCUAACGCUGCCUCCAUCCUGCGUUUUUUUAUCUUGUUGCUGCUGAGAGUGUGUCUCCGUUUCUGGAAGGUGUGUGUCGCUGAACUCUUGAUUGUAGUCUUGGUCUUCUGGAUGUAUGGAGGGAUCAUUGUUUUCUUCCUUAUGAUUGCAGCUCUUCUUACUGUGGUAUACAAUAUGCAAGACUUCCUCCUGUACUUCCCUGACAACCCCAAGAUGUCAACUGUCUUCGUCCCAUCAGCAGCCAUCUUGGAACUUCCAUACGAGAAUCUAACUAUAAAGACAUCGGACUGGGUCAAAAUUAGUGGAGUUUUACUCAAGCAGCCUCCAGACAGAGCGGCGAGAUCACCUACAAUUCUGUUUCUCCAUGGAAAUGCUGGAAACCUUGGACAUAGAUUAUUUAAUGCUAAGAUGCUCUAUACAGUGUGCCAUUGUAAUAUCCUAUUACUUGACUACAGAGGGUAUGGUAGAAGUGAAGGAACUCCAUCAGAAUCAGGUCUGUACACAGACGCCCAGUCGGCAUUGGACUACCUUCACACGAGAAGAGACAUUGACCCAACACAACUCUUCAUCUUUGGACGAUCACUAGGGGGCGCUGUUGCAAUCCAUAUAGCAUCACAGAAGAUGAACAUGGGGAGGUUAAAGGGGCUUAUCAUAGAAAACACCUUCACCUCAAUACAAGAGAUGGGUAGCCACUUAUUUGCAGGAGCAGUCAGCUGGAUCCCGCUUUGUUUAGUCAAGAAUAAGUUUUUAUCAAAUAGGAAAGUAGCAUCUAUACACACAUCAACCAUGUUCUUAGCCGGUACUGUAGAUGAGCUAGUACCCCCUAAAAUGAUGAAAGAAUUAUUUAUGCGAUGUAGAGCUCCAAAGAAGUCAAUGUAUUGUUUUACCGGAGGGACACACAACGAGACGUGGCAUUGUGAGAACUACUUCCAAACAAUCAGAGACUAUAUAUGGAAAGUCCCUGGUAGCAGAAGAGGAGAGAGCAGCUACAACCCUCCACACUCUAACCACCCACAUCAUCAUCAUCAACAACACCAUCAUCAUCAACACCAUCAUCCACUCUCAGGAAGUGCAGUCCCUUCCAAUGCAUCCGUAGUCUUCAAUGCAUAAUGAUACUGAAACAGCUCUUAGUUCUCAGAUCCAUCUCACCCUGGUUGCAUAGAAAUCCUUCACCAUCCAGUGUAUAUUACUUCAGUGAUAUCCUUUGGUUUGGCUUGGCUGAUGUGAAGCGUUGGUCAUGACCACUCUAUGGCCAAGUUACUGUGAUGGUUGGUAAGUUUCACUCCAAAGGCCCUGGUUCAAAACAGGGUAUCGAUGCAAUGGAACGUCUCAGGCUCGGUUCAGUGUCCUUUUCUUGAGCGGGCUUGAUCCUUGAAAGAUCAGUCUGGAUGGUUGAGGGAGGGGGGCAGCCCAGUGACGGGGGAAUGGCUUGAGCGAUCUAAUCGAGAAGACAACACUGGGUUCAUCUGCUUUGACUCACAGAAUGGUGUGGGCAAUCCAGUAUGACUGAAGCAAUUAAGGAUGUUAUCCAGAAGACUUUAUGUUGUGUGUCCACAAGAGGGAAGUGUGACUUCAGGCCAUUUUCAUAUUGAAGGGAAAGUGGGGUUACGCCGGUGUAACUCUGGAUUGAGUUGAUACACUUGUACUGUGGAAUGGCAUUACAACCUUUUUCCAACUGGCAAGCUCUAGUAUAAGUGUCAUGCUUAGAUAUUUGUCAUGAACAUUUUUGUCAAUAGCACCAAGACCUUGGAGCCAAACCAAUGAGAGUAAUCCAACCGACUUUGGACACAACUAUGAACACUCUUUUUUUACGUCUUGGCCAGUAUAGUAGAUAAGUAUGAGGAUAUGGAGGUGAAUGUAAACAUGAUAAUGAUGAUGUUUUGUUCAACCUCGUACCAUUUGAUGUCGAAUGAAAUAGAAAAUAGAUGGGAGCAUAUGAUCUAAUUACAAAGGUAGAGUGGAAAGAUCUUGGCCCCAUCUUACAAAGAGUUACGAUUGAUCCAAUCAACCACAACUAUGGAAAGCCAGCAACUUCAACAUCUAAAA